AUGGUGAGAUUUCCAUCAACUGACCGUUUAUCUUCUGGGCGAUUCUCUACUGGCCAAAAUGGACGUGCUUCUCUUCUGGGGCGAACAUCAAUUGGAAAGUCUUCAAUUGGAGGGAACAUGUCAAAAAGGAUGUCACAUGGUUUUGAUCGUGGUCGAACUGAACUAAGAGAUUCAAGACCUCUUAGUUCUCGAGCUUUCCAGCAACGAUGUGUGAAAAUUUUGUACGAGUUUUUGACAUCACAUGGCUAUUCAAGCAAUAUCACUCCAAAGACGUUAUUAUCACCAACAACCAAAGACUUCCUUAAGGUUUUUGAAUUUAUUGUGAAGCAUAUUGAAUACAAGUACAAAGUUCCAGAUAAAUAUGAAGAGGAGAUUCCUAAAUACCUUCGCUUGCUUGGCUAUCCAUUUACCAUUAGCCGCAGUUCCAUGUUUGCUGUUGGUAGCCCACACACCUGGCCUGCUGUAUUGGCUGCACUCGUUUGGCUUGUGGACCUCGUUAAUACUGGUCUGACUAUGAAUGAAGAAAUAGAUAAACUUAUUUUUCCAGAGGAUUUUGAUGGUGCCUCUGAUAGUAAGCUUGUGUUCAAAUAUCUGGUCGAUGCAUAUAAAAGUUAUAUGAGUGGCUCUGACUCGUUUGAAGAUUUGGACAACAAUUUUCAUGAAGCUUUCAGACACAAAUACUUUGAGUAUGAAGAACAUGCAGACAGCCUCCAGGAACUCCAAGAAACAGCAGCUAUGCAAGAGAAGGAUUUGGUCCAGAUGUCUAACUACCUGGCUGAAUUAGGAAUAUUUGAAAGUAAACUGGAUUUAGGAGAAAUUAAUGAAAUAAAAGUAUUUGAAGCUGAGUUAGAGAACCAGCUUGCUCAGUUGAAGACUUUGCAAACAGUAUUUGAUAACCAAGAAUACACUCCAACUGAUGUGGAACGAUUUAGGAUGGAAGAACAACAGCAUCAAAGCCAGAUUGACACUUCAGAGAAAGAUAUUGCUCAACUUGAUGAAGAAUUGUGGAAUGAUGAGAUGUCCAUUGGCAAACAUCAAGAUAAACUAAAUGAGAACUGUGGCCAACACAAUAAACUGUGCCGAAUUCUUGAGUUAAUUCCUGUGAGUGCCAAGAAUUCCAGUGGCUUAGACUUUGAACUCAAACCAAGUCUCUUGGAUGGAAGUACACAAGACCAAUUUCAGAAACAUAAGUUACAAUUACUUGAAGUGAAGAAUAAAAUUGCUGAUGAAGUUCAUGUUGCUAAUGCAGAAAAAAGAAAGCUUGAAAACGUUCUUGAACAGGAACUUGAACAAGUAGAAGAAAUGUCAAAUAAAGUAAAAGCUCUCGGCACCAAUUUGAAACGGAUGGAAGAAACAUUUAAGAGUGAAAAAAAUCUUUAUGAACAGAGUAUUGGCAGUAAGCAGGCCCUCUAUGACCAAGAAUAUGAAGAGCUGAAUGAAUGCCAUAAAACAGUGCAACAAUUGGAGCAUGACAUUGAUUUGCGAAAAGUGGAACUGACUAAAGUGCAAGAAUGGGCUGCAAAGGAGAUUGAAAAAAAUGAUAAAAAAGUUGAAGAGUAUGUGGAAUUCCUACGAAAAGUUGUCAAGCGAGUUGCUGAGCAUAAAGCGAGAAUUACAACUUGUCUAAAGGCAGCCAGUGAUGAAUCCAGUGUAAAGAAGAAGAAACUUGCCGAGUCAGCUAGGCAGUUGGCAGAAACUGAAGCUCUGUGA
Acanthosepion pharaonis is the source of this 1710-nucleotide messenger RNA. The record is from the annotation of a GenBank genome assembly. Lineage: Eukaryota; Metazoa; Mollusca; Cephalopoda; Sepiida; Sepiidae.